Messenger RNA from Biomphalaria glabrata, 1124 nucleotides. RefSeq lists its product as uncharacterized. The record is from RefSeq and is a predicted model, not a curated record. Bases 70 to 540 code for a protein of 156 amino acids. Lineage: Eukaryota; Metazoa; Mollusca; Gastropoda; Planorbidae. The transcript has 4 exons.
CAUAAAAAAAAGUCGUCUGCACGGGAGAGCACUUUGACGAACGACAAGACGCAUUAGCCUCCUUUUGACAUGACAACAGUUAAGAAGGGAAAAGGGGGACCCAUACACAGUUGCAAGUCUGUUACUUCCCUUACAUCAGCAGACGUCAUCUCCUCGCCUGACAACAUGAAAAACUGGCUCUUCGUGCUCGUGUUCUGUCUGACUUUCUUCACCGUUGCUGAGGGCGCCACUUAUUUCUUCCGCGAAUCCUGUCCGGUCGGCUAUUCUCCGGGUGAUACUUGGCCGUUGGAGGAAUGUGGCCAGUGUCUUUGUGAGGAGAGUGGAUUUCAGUGCAGCGACUGUGGAGUCAUGCAGUUGCAAGAUUUCCCAGGGUGUUACUAUGAUGAAAACAACAACGUCAGCAAGUACCCCGAUUGCUGUUUCCGGGAACUGAAAUGCCGUGGGGACGAGGAUUUUGAGGAAGAGAAAUACUCCAGGGUGAGGUACCACAACUCAAAGACAUUAGGCGAGGAUGAAAAACCAGAUAAAGAACAACAAUAGCUGGAAUAUUAAGCAGAAAGAACAUCUUCUGUAAAGGGCCCUCUACUCUCAUUCACUUCAACAGUGAUGGAAAGAUUUGAACAAAGAAAGAAAAGCAGUAUGGAAUAAGAAGUUACCUGAAAUCAUUCAUGCACCAACAUUCUCUACUGAAAGCAAAAUGGUUAAUUCCGAUAUAUCGUACGUUACAAUCAGCUGUACACGGAUGAUAACUCAGCGUUUCUAGCAUGCCAGAGUUAUGUGCCAUGACUUUAUUAGAUAUUAUCCACUCUAAGUAUAACAGUAACUUUAAAAACAAAGAUUGUAGUGGCAUCCAUAGCGUGUUUCCAACGUGAUCAACACGAGACCAGACGUUAUUGUAGGCCUCAACACUGGACCUGCGACGUCACAGCCUGUGGGCAGUGGAGACCAAUAGCUCGUGCCACAUCAUACAGACCUGUGACGUGGCAACCAGUUUUUGAUCUCUACUGCCCAUUGGUUGUGACGUUGCAGGACAGGGUUCAGGCCUUCGAUGACGAUUGGACUCGAUCAAUAGCAGUGACUCCAUCUCCCCCCUUUCCCUUUCAAACAAUAAACUGUAGAAACUA